CGAACGAAGACCACCAUGAAGGCCGUGCUUUGCCUCGCUGCCCUGACCGUCACUUUCGCCGUUGCCGCCGCCGGUGGCUUGGGUGGCCUCGGCUACGGUGGUGGUCUUGGCUAUGGUGGCGGCAUUGGCCACGGUGGCUUUGGUGGCAUUGGCGGCGGCAUUGGCCACGGCGGCUUUGGUGGCAUUGGCGGCGGCCUAGGCCACGGUGGCUUGGGUGGCAUUGGCGGCAUUGGCGGCCUCGGUGGCUUCGGCUAUGGCGGAGGAUACGGUGGCCGCUACGGGGGAACCUACGCCGGCAGCUACGCUGGCACCUACGGUGGCAGCUACGGUGGCGGAUACGGUGGUCACCUCGGCGGCCUCUACGGCUAAGCACACAUUCAUCUAGGGUUUACAAAUUUAGUAAUGUACAGGAGAUACGAAGAACACACCUAUGCGUGGAAUCAUUGGCUUAUUUAAUUUGACUCGAAAGCAAAAAUAAAUACCGUGAGACAAC
Molecule: messenger RNA, 493 nt
Organism: Dermacentor silvarum
Lineage: Eukaryota; Metazoa; Arthropoda; Arachnida; Ixodida; Ixodidae
Product: acanthoscurrin-1-like
Exons: 3
Coding region: 16-369 (117 amino acids)
Source: RefSeq, a predicted model, not a curated record